Messenger RNA from Bombus huntii, 6270 nucleotides. RefSeq names its product calcitonin receptor-like (gene Dh31-R). The record is from RefSeq and is a predicted model, not a curated record. The transcript is spliced from 14 exons. Lineage: Eukaryota; Metazoa; Arthropoda; Insecta; Hymenoptera; Apidae. Gene Ontology annotation, biological process: adenylate cyclase-modulating G protein-coupled receptor signaling pathway; cell surface receptor signaling pathway. Gene Ontology annotation, molecular function: calcitonin receptor activity. Gene Ontology annotation, cellular component: plasma membrane. The coding region runs from base 2675 to 4198 and encodes 507 amino acids.
ACUAGAAGUGUUCAGUUGCCGAUGCGCGGCCGCGUGAUUCGCAGUUUUUAAAGUUCUUGUUCGAAAAAGUUUCUCAGUUUUGGUGUUUGUGUACUCGUGCUUCGGUUCGGCUACGAAAUAAUGACAGAAGCUUCGUGUGACAAAACGGUGAUUCAUCAAAUCCCAGCCUCUUUAAAUCUGACACAUCUCAUAUAAAUCUGGUAACGACGCUAAAUAAUUCGCGGUAAAAUAACCAUUGUAAAGAAAUCUUAGUUUUCAUUUCAAGUAUUAUAACUUUUGUUAAUUAAACUUUUCGUAACAUGUUACUGUACUACGUCGUGUCAUGGUAAAUGAUUCGUAAAAAGUAUAUUGGUACGAAGUAAUUGAAGAUUUGCAUCGGCAUGUGAAUAUUGGCAGGCAUAUAAACUUUGAUUUAGACGCCAUUUAAGUAUGAAUGUACUUUUAACGACCUCUAUGAAUGUGCUAUUAGACCGUUGUGACAUAUUUUCAAAUACUGUUUCUCUUUUACUGAUUCUUUGCUUAUUUUCUGCUGCUUCUAAUUUAAGGAGUCUUGUUUAUAAUUCUUCGCGAAGUAAAUUUUCCUCCUCGCAUAAACUUAAAUAUUCGAACAGGACGAAGGUAAACGCAACAUAUCGAUGUUUCCACAGGACAUUGUAACAAAACAUCGUUAUAGAAUAGAAACAGAUUUUGCUCGAUUCUUAUUAGUUUUCUUAGGUUAGGAUUAAAUGUAGAUUGAUACAAUAAAGUGAUUGUGUUUAAAAAAGUAGCGGUUGCUUCUAGGGGAUAUCCCUAACAGUUACUUUUUUGCGAAGAUAUUUGAUUUGGUAGUAUUUUUGCUAUGAAAUGUUUUCUAUGAAAUUAUUUUUAGUAUAGUUUCUAGAUAGUUUUAUGCAAGACGCAUUAAGUUAAUAUAUCGUAAAUUACAUUUGGCAAAUUUAAUGUUAUAUAUAAAAAUGUAAAUCUUUGCAAGAUUGCUUGUUGAAAAGGUUAUUUUUUAAAGCUGCGUGUUAGCAAAUCGGAAUUUGGAAUUUGAAAUUGAAAUAUUUUAUUAAGUUAUCGUAAAUUUCUUGCUUUUAUAUUCAUUUUGUUUCAAUUAAUGAUUGUAAGUAUUGCAAUAUAUUACCCUACCGAAUGUUCACAGAAUUUGCUCGUUACUUUAGGUUUGUACUUUCUAUAAGAAAACAAAUUUCACGUAGUAAAACUUUAAUCAAAAUAACCGAACUACCAUGCCGUCGCGUCCGUGAGAUUUCAUACGGGUUAACUGUACCUUAUUUGCCAAGUAUUCCGAACUUCUUUGCAUCAAUGUAGCUUUCGAACUGCUAACAAUAAACCGGAAAUGCUUGAGAACAACGGGAUCUAUUCCACGGUUGAUUGCCGUUUGUUGUGCUCACUUUUUCCAUUGUCGAACGUUCAACCGCUAUUAAACGUUUAACAUAUAUUUACUGAGAAUGCUUUCGUAAAAAAUAAAUUAGACGAUUCAUGUCGUAAUUCAGAAAGUUAAAUUGAACGAAUCCGAUCAAAAUCUCAGUCGUAACAAGGCACGAUUGUUCCACGCAUCAAAUCUUUUUAUUCAACGAGGUUCCGACGUAAGUUCGAAAUUUUACGUUUUUUUACGCAAAGACAAAAAUAAGAAAGUUUAUACAGAAAUUUUAUUAUCCCGCAAAAACCUUUAAACGAUAGAUUAUCAAUAGGAUUAAUAGAAUUAGACUCGUAGAUUAUUUACAGAUUAUUUAUAGAAUAAUCAUACGAUUUUAUUAUGCACAGAUUGUCAUAAAUCGUUCGUAGAUUAUUUCCAAGAUUCCAAUAUUUGUCUAUUAUUUGGAACAUAUCGUACAUUUGAAACAUAUCCAUGGAUUAUUCCUGAGAUUGUAUUACAUGUAAAUUAUUUGUUAGAUUAUUCGCGCGAUUCUAUCACACGUAAAUUACUCGGCGAUUAUUCGGAAAAGAUUCUUCUGUAAAAAGAUAAAAUAUCAUGAAUAAAUUGCAUCGCGAUGCGCACAACUAUAAAUUCACUUGCCUCGUUCUUCAGAAUAGAGAGAAGCGUGUUUUAAUACUUGAUGUGUAUCUACUUUGCGACGGGCAACAAGAUUCUCCACUUUCCCGAUAUAAUAUCAUAGCAAAUUCGAUAAUGAUUGCGCAUUUUGUCGAGAUAAAAUCGCCGGAGAAAUGAACUAGGAAAGGCAAUGGGAAAAAUAAAAUAAAAAGAAAUUCGAUGGUUUGACGAACAAUCGAAUGUGACUGAUAAUAUGAAUUCGAUUAAUUGCAAUUAUUACAAUUACCAAUGAAAUUAAACUACUCUGAAAUUGAGCUACUCUCAAUGAAAACACGUGGAUACUCCGUGAAUGUAAGAUGCUGGUUUCUUUCGUCGAACUGAAAAUGCUUUGAUCUAAAGGAGAAUCGGUUGAUCGCGGCUGCAGAUCAAUUAAAUCAGUUCGGUUAAUCUAGUCGCGAUUAAAAUGCAGUGAAUGAUAAUGAAUCGCAGCUUCCGCGCAUAUUUCUGUUGUCUGUACACCGGUUGAUCAUCGUGUCCUUGAGACCGCCACAGUUCGAAGACGUUACGUGUUCUGCUUCAUUAAAAAUGGUUAAUAUGGAUAUGCAAACUGAGUUUCAAUUCUUUGCACGCGUGCCUUACGUUCACGGGAUAUUUAAGUGAGCCGCUGUUACGGAUUAAACGAUGCCAGUGAAUACGACCGUAGGCACUACCCUUUUGGACGAGGAGCUUCGGCGUAUUUUGCAGGAAAGGGAGCUGGAAUGUUUGCAGUUGCAGGCCAUGAAUUCCACGCCACCACCAGAGCCAUACUGUCGGAUGACAUUUGACGGAUGGUCCUGCUGGCCAAAUACUCCAGCAGGAACGACUGCAUACGCCCAGUGUCCAAAUUUCAUCACUGGUUUCGACGCCUCGCUGCAGGCACAUAAAUAUUGCGAGUCGAACGGUACCUGGUUUCGACAUCCAGUAUCUGACCAAGUGUGGAGCAACUACACGACAUGCGUCAACCUGCAAGAUCUCAGUUGGCAGCAAGGAAUUAGCGGACUUUACGAAGCUGGAUACGCAAUAUCGUUGGUAGCGUUGCUACUGUCGUUAGGUAUUCUCACAUACUUCCGCUCCCUGAGGUGUGCAAGGACCACCCUUCAUAUGAACUUGUUCGCCUCGUUCGCUGUAAAUAACGCACUAUGGCUGGUGUGGUAUAGAUGCAUCGUCGCGAACACGGAUUUACUAUUGAACAAUGAGGUACGUAUGAGGCGCCCUCGUUCUCUCUUGGUUCUUUCUUUGCUUAGCACUCGACCCAGUAACUCACGCGAGAAUUUCGUCUCGCGGCGUAUCGUUUCAGUAAUUAGCGCAAUUAUCGUUUUGAUAACGUGUCGGCUGCUACACAUUAUCCUGCAUUACUUUCUACUUACUAAUUACGCCUGGAUGUUGUGCGAGGGUUUUUAUCUGCACACCCUGCUCGUUAGCGCUUUCACCAGCGAGCAUAAAUUAGUAAAGUGGCUGAUGGGUCUUGGUUGGCCUGUACCUGCGGUCAUCGUCACGAUUUAUGCCUCUUUAAGGGCGACCAGUGAUGACCCUGCGGACACCGGACAAUGUUGGAUCAACGAGGGUAACUAUAUGAACGUGCUGGUCUACCCAGUCUGCGUUUCCACCCUGUUGAACGUGCUUUUCCUCUUCAACAUCGUUCGAGUUCUAUUGAUGAAACUGAGAGCUGGUCCUACGAUUGGCACGCAACCUUCCAGGUCUAUGCGUCAAGCAUUUCGAGCGACGUUACUCCUCGUACCUCUUUUGGGCCUACAUUAUCUUGUCAUCCCCUUCAGACCGCCGAAAAAUCACCCCUGGGAGCAAUUUUACGAAGUUCUCUCCGCCAUAACGGCCUCUUUUCAGGGUCUCUGCGUGGCCAUUUUAUUCUGUUUCUGCAACGGUGAGGUAAUAGCGCAAUUUAAGAGAAGAUGGGAGGGCACAGCUCUUCUGCGGAAUCGGGCCAAUUCUUGCACAGCUACCACCGUCUCGGUCCGAUGCCGGGAGAGGAGAAGGUGUGACUAUCGGUCGUCCGUGCUGGAAGUUCCGGACGAAAAACGAGCCGUGGACGACCGUCAGCAGAUUGUUCAACUGGUCGCCGCUACUCCCGUCCCCAAUAGUCACAACAAUCACGCCAGGAUGCUCAUUAAGUCCAACGAGUUGUCCGACUACGAUCAGACGCAGUGUUGAUAAUUUCGACGGCUGAUCAAUGAGAGACUGAAACCACUGGAGCUGGCGAAAGAACGUCAUCGAGCGAACAUCAAAGAGAGUUUUAUUCUAUGGCCAGAAGAUUAAGGAGCUUAAAGAUCGCGUCAAUAAUAUAGCGAACAUGAAGAAGGGGUCCUUUUAAGAGUGGAUGUAGUAAAUGAUGAUUUUUUUUAUGAAGAUUGUUGGAAGUGAUGAACGUCGUUUUAUUCUGAAAUGAGAAUGUUGAGAAUUAGCGAAGAAGGUAUAUAUACAAUGGCUACAAAAAGUAUUGACACGUAUCCUUAUCUUCCAAUGAAACUUUUUGUCGGAUUCUAUACGUUUUACUUUCACAGUAUCAAAUUUUUUAGUUGUAUAAAAAUUAAAUUGUACGAAAUUUAGUAUACUUGGAUCGAAUUAAUUAGUAUAUAAAUGUUAUAAUAAAUACAACGGUGUGAAACUGGUUUUUUGUAGCCACUGCAAUUUGAUAAUUAGAGUUGUAAAGACCAGUUCUGUAUAAGUUCUAAUGAAUGAGUGAUAUUAUUGAAAAGGGUAUACAUUAUUCUUUGAUCUCGAAUUAAUUUAAGAUAGGAGAAUAUAAUAGAUCGCUUGUUUGGAUAUUUUGUUUUCUUAAUUCAUAGGGAUUGUAAGCGUGACUUUUAUUUACAAGGAGAUAUUCUUUGGAGUAUUUUUUCGUAUUCACGCCUUGAGAAAGCGUUAAAAAGAAAAAAAGGAAAAAAUAUUAUGCUCGUACUUGCACAUAUAUGUCGGAGUCAGGUUGGAAUUUUGGGGGCGUUCAAUGAACCUUUACUUACUUUACCAUCGCGGGUGUAGCUAAUGUUUAUUGGUACAAAUGUGGACACUUGUGACUCUGGUCUGAGACUCGAUAACGCAUCCGCGGUCAACGGGUUAGUAGGCUUGUUUCUUCGUCCAAGUCUAAGUUGUAAUGGCUACCCAGCAAGACGUUAGUUAACUCGUACAACAGCGCGUACCGGUGAAAAAGUGACUUUCCGUCACGGUGACGCUGUCGAGGAAAACUAUGAUGGGGUGUGUCUAAGAGCACGAAAUUCUCGGAUUUGUGGAGAGAUGUCUUCACUUGAAAAGUGAGGGGAAAUUAACGCUGCUGUUAAUUGGUCAAUUUGCCCGAGGGAACCGUUGAAACCUUUUUUUACUGUCGAGUACCUCUACGGGUAUUUCUUUUAAUGAGGGCUAUGUUAUUACUCCAUACUUUUGUUAGACGGAGCGUUCGUCCCGUUGACCGCGGCUACGUUCGGCAACUGAUUGUCGCCUUGAGCUCAAGCUCACUGUCAUAAAUCUCAAACAAAUACAACUGGGCAGAAUAACGGCAAACUGUUUAAUUACAAUUUUUAUGGAUUUUCCCGAAGUUUCGGAGGGGAGGCCCCGGUGUCCUCUCAUCUCCGACAUAUAUAUACAUAUAUAUAUUUUAUUGUAGAAUUAGGAUUUACUGAAGAAGCUUCUUAUUUUCUUGAAAAGAUUGGUAAAAUAAUCUGGUACAAGAAUCGAUGAUUGUAUUAACUAAAACUUUAUAAUUAAUUGAAUAUUCAAAAUUUUGAGAUAGAUGUGUUUGUAAAAGAUUAAUGUAUAUUGAAUUUGAAACAUAUUGAUAUAAUUCAAGUUCCCAAACUCUUUUCUCUUAGAUUGCUUAUCACUUUCAAAUUUGAAAGGCAAACAUUUUCAUUCUAUGUCAACGAACAAAACAGUUCUUAAUUUUUACAUUAAAUAUCACGUAGGAAGUAAUGUUAGACAAUAUAUAUAUAAAACGUAUACAUAUAUAAUUUUAUUAACAAAAAAUUGUGCUAUUUUUCUUAAUAAGUUUUUAUUAAGAUUCAAAUUACAAUCAAAAUUAGGUUAUAUAACUUUAUAUAACAUAAUUUCAUAUUUUUUAAAUACAUUUUUGAUUUCAAGUCUACUUCCAAAGGAUACAACUUUUACAUAUUUGCUUUUUAUAGAUAUAAAUUAUAAGUCAUCAUAUCAAAUUUCGUCACGCGAUUUUUAUACAAAAUAGAGAUGUAGAAAAUAUUCGCCAUAAAUAUACUUCUUUCAUGUAUAUAUAGUUG